Molecule: messenger RNA, 723 nt
Organism: Arvicanthis niloticus (Nile rat)
Lineage: Eukaryota; Metazoa; Chordata; Mammalia; Rodentia; Muridae
Product: folate receptor beta-like
Biological process (GO): fusion of sperm to egg plasma membrane involved in single fertilization; sperm-egg recognition; cell adhesion
Cellular component (GO): external side of plasma membrane
Molecular function (GO): signaling receptor activity
Source: RefSeq, a predicted model, not a curated record
AUGGCUUGGAAACAGACACCACUCCUGUUUUUGGUCUACAUGGUCACAACAUGCAGUGACUGGGACAGAACAGACCUGCUCAGCAUUUGCAUGGAUGCCAAGCACCAAAAACCAGGCCCCAAGGACAAGCUGCAUGACCAGUAUAGUCCAUGGAAGAGAAAUGCCUGCCACUCAGUCAACACCAGCCAGGAGCUAUACAAGAACCACUUCAGUCUGUACAAUUUCAAUUGGGGUCACUGUGGCAAGAUGACGCCUGCCUACAAGCGGUCACUUCAUCCAAGACACUUGCCUGUAUGCUCCCCCAACCUUGGGCCUUGGAUCCAGCAGGUGGAUCAGAACUGGCGUACAGACCGUUUCCUGGAUGUGCUCUUAUGCAAAGAGGACUGUCAGGAGUGGUGGGAAGCCUGUCGCACCUCCUUUACCUGCAAGAGAGACUGGCAUAAAGGCUGGGACUGGACCUCAGGCAUUAACAAGUGCCCAAACACAGCCCCCUGCCUCACAUUUCAGUACUACUUCCCAACACCAGCUAGCCUUUGUGAGGGUCUCUGGAGUCACUCUAAGGAUCGAGGCAGCGGCCAAUGCAUCCAGAUGUGGUUUGACUCAACCCAGGGCAAUCCCAAUGAGGAAGUGGUGAAGUUCUACGCUUCCUUUAUGACAUCUGGGACUGUAGUACUUCUUGUGCCCAGCCUGGCUCCAGUGCUGACAUUUUGGCUCCCUGGCUGA